AUGUACUUUCAAGGUGAGAGUCUCCAGUUCGACGCUUGGGUCAAGGAGAAUAAGACUGCCGCUGCCUUGAGAAAGACGCGCAGAGGCCAUAGACGACAGUCUUCUGCGGUAACGUCCAGUGAUACCACCGUGUCGCAGACGUGCCGCUCUCCCGGCUCCCCCGACUGGCCCUCUCCGGCUGGUAGGGACCAUGCGCAGGCAGCUUCUUAUCCUUCCUGUUACGUGGAUAACGGCGCAUCUUCAUCUAUGCUAGCACCUUCACCGCCGGCACCAUGGCGGGAUAUACUGAGCCCUCUCGAAACACGAUGGCUGUUCAGCAUCUACCACAUGGGAUUCGACACGGUAUUCGGGUCUUGGAUGGGACGGUUCUGCUGUCCGUUUGUAUACGAGUAUGCACACCACUUUCCUCAGAGACAACGUGUCCGACAUGUUGUGCUAAAAUCCAGACGAAAACAUAGGGCCGGAAAAAACAGCCGUGCAGAUAAGUGUGUGCGGAUAUCUGACCUAUGUAGGAAGCUCGACAUGUGCAUGGAGUACGGCACUCUUGACGGACCCAGGGCCGACGGCGAUGAUCACGUCAUGGGUGAACGGUACAGAAAAAUGGACGAGUCCCUGGACGGCGCCAUCCUCUCCUUUUCUGCGAGGUGGCUUCCCCUGGUAGUCGAGGGAAUGGACAGCCUGGGCGGCGAGAGCAAUGUCAUCCAAGUCCUCUGGCGCCAAGCCCGCCGCGACAUGCUCAGGGUGAUCAACCGACCUUCGUACCGGUCCAUGCUUUCCCUGUUCCUGUUCGCAUCCACCCCCAUCCCGGCCGGUAUAUCCGAGGAGGAAGAGGCCGACGGCAUAUCAGGCCAGGCAUGCGUGCACGCCGCCCUGCAGCACAUCCAGAUCCUACGAGCGCGGCAGCGCAACCUCCAAUUCAACGGCAGCAAGGUGUCGCCCUGCCAGCAGGGACGCGCAGCCGUCAUGGUCCCCGCCGCGAGGCCAGACCCGGCAGAUGCAGUCGACUUCAUCGACGCCGAGAGCACGACGUACUGGGCCGCCCUGACGUUCGACACGUCAGCGUCGCUCACGCUGAACUGCCGCUCCCUCCUGUCGUCCGGUCUGUUUGGGUUCGACGAGGAGCUCCCCUGGCGCCUCGUGCGCACGUGCGCGCAAAUGUUCAACGAGACCAGUCAAGAAUGGCAGUCGUCGUCCUUGUCUGGUAGGACCGGUAGUAGCAGCAGUACCGUCGAGCUGACAGACGAGCGGGCCAACCAGAUUAUCGGCGCUGCGUCGGCGUGGAAGCUGCUCAGCUGGAAGUUAAUUGCCAUUUUCAAGGAGGCCCUACGCGACGGACACGAAGAGACGAGGGUGCGCAAAGCGUACAGCGACGUGGUCGACUCUAUCAACUACUUUAACACGACGUUCCGUCCUCACCUAGACGCUUGUCAGCGACGCAUGCAGUUCCUAGACCAGAAGACCAAGCUACGAUGGUACGCUCUCAUGCUGCACUACCACCUGAGCAUCCUCAUGCUGGUGGACAUUCUCGAGGCCACAGAAAGAUACGACCUGUUGAGCGGUCUCGAGGAAGUCAGCCUGGAAGCAGAGAAUGCCGUCAUGAACACGCUCGUCUUCGGCCUACACAACGUCUAUACCAUGAGUGUUGGAACGCAAGACGAUGACCUUCAGGCUGGCGUGCGAGACGGGGGGGACGAUGUCAACCGCUGUAGCGUCAAGCUCAAGGUGACGGCCGUCCCGCUCACCUCGAUAGACCCUUACCCUCAUCACAUCCUGGCGGGCGUACAGCUCCUGCGCAGAGCGAUAGAGCGUGACUUUGAAAUGGGCAAGAUCACCGACGAGUCAUAUGCCCAUCUGCAGUCCACGCUGGGGAAGACGCUUAGUCUGCUGCCGCAGAGCUCCAAGUCCGUGAGGGCGGCGCGGUCUGGCGACGAAGGUAGGCGGCAACAUCAGGAUCCGUACAGGGUUCUGCAUUCGAAUAUCGCAGAUUCAUAUUGA
This is a messenger RNA of Geosmithia morbida, 1995 nucleotides long. RefSeq names its product 3-hydroxyacyl-CoA dehydrogenase, NAD binding domain. The transcript has 3 exons. The coding region runs from base 1 to 1995 and encodes 664 amino acids. NCBI's taxonomy places the organism in Eukaryota, Fungi, Ascomycota, Sordariomycetes, Hypocreales, Bionectriaceae. The record is from RefSeq and is a predicted model, not a curated record.